Molecule: messenger RNA, 598 nt
Organism: Mercenaria mercenaria
Lineage: Eukaryota; Metazoa; Mollusca; Bivalvia; Venerida; Veneridae
Product: 60S ribosomal protein L22-like
Exons: 4
Coding region: 111-518 (135 amino acids)
Biological process (GO): cytoplasmic translation
Cellular component (GO): ribosome
Molecular function (GO): RNA binding; structural constituent of ribosome
Source: RefSeq, a predicted model, not a curated record
AUGCUCGAUUCGGAUGUCCACUUUUUAGUAGUUUUAAUUCCUUGUCGGUAUUUCAAAUAAACCAGUCCCGGAAAACCACGUGCUUCUUCCUUUUCAUCAACGACACCGCCAUGGCACCAGCGAAAGUAGCCAAGCCAGCUAGCAAGCCCCGUUCAGGUGGUAAGGGCAAGAAGAAGAAGAUUGCCAUUCACUAUGUACUGGAUUGUACUCACCCUGUAGAGGAUGGAAUCAUGGACGUAGCCAGCUUUGAGAAGUUCCUGAAUGAACGCAUCAAGGUAGAAGGCAAGACAAACAACAUGGGAAAUAAUGUAUCCCUGGAGAGACAGAAGUCAAAGGUCAUUCUCAAUGCUGACAUACCUUUCUCAAAGAGAUACCUGAAGUACCUUACAAAAAAGUACUUGAAGAAGAACAAUUUGAGAGAUUGGUUGAGAGUGGUGGCCGCUGCCAAGGAUACGUACGAGCUGCGCUACUUCCAGAUCAACAAUGAAGAUGAGGAGGAAGACGAGGCUGACGAGUAGGAAUCUGUCCUACUUGACGUGUCAUCCUGACACUUGCAUUGUUCUGUACUAUACUUCAAUAAAAGUGGGAUGACAUUUCA